AAGCGUCCCACAGAUACUGUCAUGGCGCAUGCUGCAUAGAAAAAUAAGGUCUCAUCAAACAUUUUGCGCUUGAUAGUCGAAGUAAUCAGUUAGUAAUCUGUGGCGUCUUAUUCCCUAUGAGUAAUAUGUUUUAUUGUUCGUUCGUUAGUAUACAUUAUAUUAUCUGUGAAUGUGGCGAUACAUUUCCAACGGAGGAAGCAUUAAAAGAUCAUUUGGAAAAAGAUCAUAAUCACAGAGUUCAAAUCGAAAGAAAUGAAUACAAGUGCGACACGUGCGAGAAAAUCUUCGCAACUGAGAAAGCAUGCCUCAUCCACCAGCGUAUCCACACCAACCCGAGAGCGAAAAAGGAAAGGGACUCGGCAGAGAGACGGAGAUACUACAGUAUGAAAAAUAUUGUUUGUGAAGUGUGUGGGAAGAGAUAUGCGUCCAACGCAGCCCUGCGUUACCACCAGCGGGUGCACACCGGGGAAAGGCCCUACAAAUGUUCCGAGUGCCCUAAGAGUUUCACAAUGCCUUUGUUCCUGCAAAUACACAUGAGAACACACACCGGUGAGAGACCGUACGAGUGUCCGCAGUGCCCGAAGGCCUUCAGCAACAAGGCGGCCCUACUGAGACACGAUCGGGUUCACACCGGUAUAAAGCCUUACGAGUGUCCGCAGUGUGGUAAAUUCUUCACCCAGUCCAACUCGAUGAAGCUUCAUGUUAAAACGGUACAUUUGAAGAUGCCCGCUCCGUACAAGAGUAGGAACAGACGAGCCAAACAAGUGAGCAAACAAGCGAUGAAUGUGGAAGUCCAGAUUGAGGAAGGUGUCUUCCAGCCCCAGGUGAAGACGGAGCUGAAGGAGUAUGAGACGGAGGGCGAGGUCUAUCAGGGAGACGUUUAUCAAGAGGUGAGAAGUGAUUUGAUAGUUGUGUUUGUCUACCACGAUGGUGAUAUGUUUUACGAGGAAGUGAAGGUCGAAGGUUCAGAAAUAGCGAUGUACGCUAACGACGAGGAACCGGAAGUGCUUUACGAAGAAGUCUACGAGAUACAGGAAGUGUAA
Messenger RNA from Melitaea cinxia (Glanville fritillary), 1043 nucleotides. Its product is annotated as zinc finger protein 22-like. NCBI's taxonomy places the organism in Eukaryota, Metazoa, Arthropoda, Insecta, Lepidoptera, Nymphalidae. The transcript has 7 exons. Gene Ontology annotation, molecular function: RNA polymerase II transcription regulatory region sequence-specific DNA binding; DNA-binding transcription factor activity, RNA polymerase II-specific. Gene Ontology annotation, cellular component: nucleus. Gene Ontology annotation, biological process: regulation of transcription by RNA polymerase II. The record is from RefSeq and is a predicted model, not a curated record. Bases 117 to 1043 code for a protein of 308 amino acids.